This is a messenger RNA of Girardinichthys multiradiatus, 2769 nucleotides long. Its product is annotated as protein LYRIC-like. Gene Ontology annotation, biological process: positive regulation of angiogenesis; regulation of transcription by RNA polymerase II; negative regulation of apoptotic process. Gene Ontology annotation, molecular function: transcription coregulator activity. The coding region runs from base 338 to 1924 and encodes 528 amino acids. The record is from RefSeq and is a predicted model, not a curated record. NCBI's taxonomy places the organism in Eukaryota, Metazoa, Chordata, Actinopteri, Cyprinodontiformes, Goodeidae. The transcript is spliced from 13 exons. Gene Ontology annotation, cellular component: nucleus.
ACAUUUCCUCCAGUCAUAACGGAGCCAUAAGAGGUGAACUUGCUGUACGCGCGGUCACAUUAUAUCUAUUGUGCUGCUCAGAUUAGUGAUACAUAAUCUAAUAAUGAUAACUGUUGGCUUGCUAGCCAGUUAGCUGAUCUAGUUUGUCUCGGCAUUGUGGUCAAGGUUCUGUGAGUCAGCAGUGUACCUCUCUUGCUCGAUGCUGCUGGCUGAUGAUUUCAUUGUUUGCCAUCAUGUCGGAGUCGUUCCGUUAUUUUUAGCUAGCAUUGCUUGCUAGCUCAGUGAGUAGCGGUGAGCGCAGCGUGAAUAAUCAGUCUGUUGUGUGAAAUAAAGAGGGAUGGAGCAGUGGCAGGACGCGGCCUCGCAGCAGCUCAGGCUGCUUACAAGUCGUCUGAAUGAACUGUUGACCAAAGGCCUGGAGUGGCUCCGUUCCGAGCUCGGUGUGGAUCUGGGACUGAAGCCUGAGUUUAUUCCGCCGUGGAUAAUCCUCCUUGCGGCAUGCAGCGGGCUGCUGUUGAUGAUCGCCCUGUGGGCCUCAGUCUGUCGGACUGUUUUCAGGAAGCGUCCCGCUCUAAGUCAUGUGGACGACGGGGUUGAAGGAAAACGAGGAGCCAAUAAGACUGUAAAAGCAGAAGAACCGAAGAAAAAGAAAAAGAAGGCAGAAAAGAAAGCUCAGCCGAAUGGGAGGGCUGUUUCUGAAGCACAGGAAGGAGCCGCACCGUGUGAGGAGAAAGUGCCACAUCACCAGCCAACCCCACCGCAAGUCAAGCCUGAAAAGGUUGCAGAGACAAAGAAGUCCAAGAAGAAGGCUAAACCAGCUGUAAAGGAGACCAAGGCAACAACUGGAGAUGGCAAAGAACCGGAAGAAGGAACAUGGGAGACCAAGGUCAGCAACAAGGAGAAACGUGAGCAGCGCAAGAAAGAUAAGAACUCCAGCGAUGGCUCAGCCAGUCCUAGAGGAGGGGAGACACCUGUGAACACUCCCCCAGAUCAGCCCAAAGCCUUGGCGGCACCACCUGCACCCGCCAGCCAGAAGAAGAAAAAAGGAGAAUCUGCAAAAGUGAAGGCAGAGAAGACUGGAGCUGUUGUCUCUCAAGCUAUCGGCAGCGUGGCACCAGAGGUGGCGGCCACUGCCGCUGAUGUGGCUGUCAAGGCUGCACCACAGGCCGCUGCUCCAAAGACGAGCUCCUGGACAACCCAGAGGCAAACAGCUUCACUUUGGAGAGCAGGUGUUGAUGAGUCAUGGGCUGUGCCAGUACCCUCAGCAGAGCUCAAUCUGGUGUCUCUAACCGGACUCGGAGUUGCUCAGCCCCAACCUGUGAGCGACCCGUCCUGGCUCAGUCAGCCCAGAGUGGACGAUGAGUGGUCUGGACUCAAUGGUAGUUCAGCCGACCCCAGCUCUGAUUGGAACGCCCCCUCGGAGGCCUGGGGCAACUAUGAGGAACCCACCUCUGAGUCUCCUCAGGCUGAGAAGCUGCCCCUCCCUGAGCCAGCCAAGGUUAAUCUGAUUGGAGCAGCUGAGGAUAAUGAAGACGACAAGGACAAGGGUGAUGCCACCACUGAUGGAGCCGCUAAAACUAAAAAGAAGAAAAAGAAGAAGAAGAAGACUCCCGAGGAGGGAGGAACACUUGGCCAGGUUGAGGAGCAGGUGAAGGAGGUGGCACCAGCGAAGAAGCAGCCACCUGUUCAGGAGAAUGCUGCUGCCGUCCAGCCUGUCAAAGCAGCUGCUGUCGAGGCGAGAGAUCGACCAGUGAAGGACAUGAUAUCCCAGAAACCCCCUGUCACACAAGUGCCACAGAAGCCAACUGAUGGAGAGCCUGCUGCCAAUCAGAACAACCUUCCUGCUCCAACACAGCAAAAAAAAACUGAGGAGAGCCAAGUGCCCAAACCAGCUAAGAAGAAGAAGGCAAGGAGAGAGACAUGAGACAUCUCUGUAUGCAAGAGACUUCAUAUCCUGUUUAUGCAACACCUUCUUUGACAGGGAUUUGGAACGACAGUCGCUGUUGAUGGACUUGAGCAGAAAACAUGUCUGAAAAUUAAACAGCUUUUAUACACAUCAUGUCCCAGUUGAUGGAUCCUUGAAAACCGAAAUUAAAUGCAGUGCAAUCCAAUGUGAUGAGGUGUUAAUGAUUUGUACGGAUGCAUUUGAUCUUCUGAUAAUGUUCUCUAAUUCCACUGAAUCAAAUAACUGAAGGAACUGUAAUGUAAUCCUUAGACCUGUAGAGAAAUACUGAUUAAGUUUAGAAAUGUUGUGGUGGUGGACGACGAAUGGUGUUUACUGUGUAGAGAAUAAUGGUCAUGCAACACUGGGCCAAAAGGAUGAACUGGCCUUCUUUUAACUUGCUCUGAUGUUGAUUUCAGACUAACAGUUGGAGCUCAACAAGGUGUAAACUAUUGUGAUGUAAAUGAGCCUUGUCAGGCGAAAGAAAGGGACUCAUGUUGGCUCGAUAGUUUUGCUUUUUGUUUGGUGAUUCUGAAAACGUCACCUCUGUCCAUCUGAUUCGUCUCGUCUGUUUUGCUGCGUGUGUCGACAAAUGUUCUCUUGCUGAUAUAUUCUUUUUAACGGCCUGUGGCUGUUUUCCAGCUGUGGCCAUGUUGGAGGUUCUGAUGGCAAACAUGUCAUUGCUGUGUCAUCGGCCUCUUGUUCUUUUUUUGUUUUCCACCUCUGCUUGAUUCAGAUGUCCUCAGAAUCUUUUUGUAAAACUUGUUUGUAAUAAAAGAAAAGCUAAAGCCAUAUGUAAAAAGACUAAAUAAAGGCCAGUUUUUCUA